Brassica napus (rape) is the source of this 765-nucleotide messenger RNA. RefSeq lists its product as uncharacterized. The record is from RefSeq and is a predicted model, not a curated record. The coding region runs from base 1 to 765 and encodes 254 amino acids. The transcript has 3 exons. Lineage: Eukaryota; Viridiplantae; Streptophyta; Magnoliopsida; Brassicales; Brassicaceae.
AUGAAGUGCAGAAAGAUGCUGGAGGACCUAACCGUCCGACUCCCCUUGAUGGAUGCGAUCCAGAUGAUGCCCUCCAUGCGCAGCUUUAUGAAGGGAAUGAUCUCAGGAAAAAUAUCAGAGGAGAGCGAAUUCAUGACUGUCUCUAAGGAGUGCAGCGUCGUGCUUCAGAACAGCGUAAACCUCAUGCCCUAUUAUGUAGCACGACGUCUGGGAUACACGCAUUUCAAACCAACUAAGAUGUCCUUGGUGUUCGCGGAUAGAUCAGUUAAGUCCCCGGUUGACUUCGUAGUUCUAGAGCUGGAAGAGGAAUCCAAAGAUCCUCUCAUCCUAGGAAGACUGUUCCUAUGUACUGUUGGAGCCAUCAUUGAUGUGCGGAAAGGGAAGAUUUAUCUCAAUCUGGGGGACAUAGUCAUUCAGUUCGAGAUGGAUGAGCUGCUGAAGAAGCCAAUGCUGGAUGGACAAACCUUCGAGGUGGAUGAAGGGAUUGAUCCGCUGCAACCUCACGACGGGAUGAUCGAGGAGAUUCUUACAGAAGAUCCACUUAAGCUUGCACUAGUAAGAGCUGAGGCCGAGCACAGUGUCGAGAACAUUGACGCAGACGGGUAUGCUAAGAUGCUUGACUCCGCAAGGAGAAUGGGAAGAAUGGUGACGAGUCUAAGUCUGGGGGAAGAAAGCAACAAGGACGAGAACACUCCAACUGGAGCGCCCCUUUACCGAACUCGCCUAUUCCGCCAAACCUACCUGACGAUCCCUGGAGCGAGUUAA